Xylaria bambusicola is the source of this 2947-nucleotide messenger RNA. Its product is annotated as ABC transporter transmembrane region 2-domain-containing protein. Gene Ontology annotation, biological process: long-chain fatty acid import into peroxisome; peroxisome organization; very long-chain fatty acid catabolic process. NCBI's taxonomy places the organism in Eukaryota, Fungi, Ascomycota, Sordariomycetes, Xylariales, Xylariaceae. The record is from RefSeq and is a predicted model, not a curated record. Gene Ontology annotation, cellular component: peroxisomal membrane. The transcript is spliced from 3 exons. Gene Ontology annotation, molecular function: long-chain fatty acid transmembrane transporter activity; ATP binding; ATP hydrolysis activity. The coding region runs from base 353 to 2815 and encodes 820 amino acids.
GCGUGGCUCAACUGUACCCCACGUCCGGCCUGGGGUAAUUGUGGCUGAAGCUCCUUUGACGGAAUGGGCAUUUGUACCGAGGCGAUCAAUCACAUGGAAAGAUGAUUGCGGUUAUGAUGUACAUCUCGUCCUACUGUACCUUCGUACAGAGGGUGGUUGAUCAUCUCUCUACUAUCCUUCCAUUCCUCCCAUCUCCUCUCCCAGUAGUCAAACACUCGAUUCAAGAUCUUGAAUUGCACCCAUUUGUCGUACCGAUCUAUGCUUCAAUGAUUAUGACCGGCCCUAUGCGACCCAUGGCCACGUCGCUUCUUUUACUGGUCUAUUCCUGAUUGACGUCACGCGUCAGCCGAAGAUGGCGGUACAGUCAACCCUUCGCCAUUCGGCGUCCGAAGACAUCCUCGUGGCUUUCAUCGACAAGUACAAGAAACUCGUAAAAGAUCGCUUUCGACGGACUUCGCGCCGAACGAAACUUAUCGCGACCCUCGCCUUAGCUUUGUCCAUUGUCCUUGGCGCUGAAGGGAGUCGGAGAUGGUGGAAGCGAAGACGACAGGAAAAGGAGCAGGGCCGUAAGCUUGUGCGUACCAAUUCCUGGCUAUUAGGGAAAGACGGGUCACGGACGAUAUACGUUCCCUAUAAGGAUGGCACUUCUAAAGUAGUCAUCCACAGGACGAAGCCUUUGACUUUUGAAGCGCAUCGUCGCCUUUUCCUGAACCCGCCCAAGGUUUCUGGGCUUGGCGAUGGAACCGUCCCGUCUGCGCAAACGAAACCUGGCCUGAACCUCGCUUUCCUCCACCAGUUUCUGAGCUUGAUGAGCAUCAUGAUCCCCCGAUGGACGAGUAAAGAGGCUGGGCUGCUGGUUAGUCACGGCGUUUUCUUAAUGCUGCGUACAUACCUUUCGCUGGUGGUAGCCCGGCUCGAUGGCGAGAUCGUUCGUGACUUGGUUGCGGGCAAUGGACGACUAUUUCUUUGGGGAAUAGCUAAGUGGUGUGGAUUGGGUGGCUUUGCUGCUUACACUAAUUCGAUGAUCAAAUUUCUCGAGUCCAAGGUGUCAAUUGCCUUCCGCACACGAUUAACGCGAUAUAUCCAUGACUUAUAUCUCAAUGACAAUCUGAACUAUUACAAACUAUCGAACUCGGACGGCGGCGUCGGUCAAGGUGCAGAUCAAUUCAUUACCCAAGAUCUCACUCUUUUCUGCGCUUCAGCCGCGAACUUGUACUCCUCACUUGGUAAACCAUUUGUUGAUCUUUGCGUCUUCAACUACCAGCUGUACCGCUCUCUAGGCCCUCUAGCUCUGACUGGUCUUCUGAGCAAUUACUUCCUUACCGCAAGCAUUCUCCGAAGGAUGUCUCCACCCUUUGGAAAACUGAAGGCGGUGGAAGGUCGCAAGGAAGGCGAUUUCCGAGGCUUACACGCUCGUUUAAUAGCCAACGCCGAGGAAGUUGCCUUUUACGGCGGCGCCGAAAUGGAGAAAACUUUCCUCAACAAGGAGUUCAAGUCACUGAAGAAUUGGAUGGAGAGCAUAUACAUGCUCAAGAUUCGGUAUAAUAUCCUCGAGGAUUUCAUUCUCAAGUACAGUUGGAGCGCGUAUGGUUAUCUUUUGUCCUCUCUUCCUGUUUUCCUGCCAGCCUGGGGUGGACUCGGAGGCGCUAUGGAAAUGAUCGAAAGUGCUGAGAGAGGUGGCCGUGAGCGCAAUCGUAUGAGAGAAUUCAUCACUAAUAAACGCCUCAUGCUCUCGCUCGCCGAUGCCGGUGGCCGCAUGAUGUACUCUAUCAAAGAUCUCGCCGAGUUGGCCGGAUACACAAGCCGAGUGUAUACUCUCAUAUCAACUCUUCAUCGGGUUCAUGCGAAUGCAUACUUCCCCCGUGCUAGUGGAAAUGAGCUCUAUUCACUAUCAGAUGUACAAGGAACAAUUCAGAAGGGUUUCGAUGGCGUUCGACUAGAGCACGUGCCUAUUGCUGCGCCUGGUCUUUGGCCUCAGGGAGGCGAAGAACUACUUGAGUCCCUUUCAUUGAUUGUCCGCCGAGGGGAACACUUACUGAUUUCGGGCCCCAAUGGAAUCGGCAAAAGCGCUAUUGCAAGAAUUCUCGCGGGCUUAUGGCCGGUAUAUCGCGGAUUAAUCAGUCGACCAAAAUCGAUCGGUCAGGACGGUAUCAUGUUUUUACCUCAGAGACCUUAUCUGAGUAUCGGUACGCUCCGCGAUCAAGUCAUUUACCCCGAUGGCGAGCUUGAUAUGCGGCUCAAGCGCAAGUCUGAAGACGAUCUGAAGCGGGUCCUAGAUGCGGCCAAGCUUGGAUACUUACCUGAUCGCGAGGGCGGAUGGGACACACGAAAAGAAUGGAAAGAUGUGCUUAGCGGUGGCGAGAAACAGAGAGUCGGUAUCGCACGAUUGCUCUACCAUGAGCCUCAAUAUGCCAUCGUUGAUGAGGGUACGAGCGCAGUAUCCAGCGAUGUCGAGGGACUCCUGUACGAAACCUGUAAGGAGAGGGGCAUCACUCUGAUCACUAUAUCAACUCGAGCCUCCCUCAAGAAGUAUCACACCUUCAACCUCGUUCUGGGUCUAGGUGAUAAUGGUGAUGAAUGGGAAUUCGAGCGUAUUGGAACCGAGCGCGAAAAGAUGCAGGUUGAGCGAGAGCUGCAGGAGCUCCGCGAACGACUCUCACAAGUAGACCAGUGGAGGCAGCGUCGUGAAGAGAUCGAGAAAGAACUAGCUCAAGUCUGGACUGAGAAGAACGACGCUCCCUUAGAUCCACCUUCGUACAUCGGAGAUUCUGAACAGGUUUCUGAUGUUACUCGGGCGGAAGCAACCGAGUCUUGAGGAUGUCGAUACCAUCUACAGAGUACCUAGAUACUAUAUACUAUAAAUGUACAAAAGUUAUAGAAAAAAGAGUCGAAUUUUACAUUGCUAAAGACUAAGAUUGCCAUUUCUAAUACGAUUUCAGGAUGAUGU